GAUUGUCAGAGGGUAUAUUCAAUCAUCACUCUGAGUACUUGGUUAUAGAAAUAUAGUAUUACAUUUCUAUAUUUAUGGUGGGCAGGGCAUGUUUACUCUAGCACCUGUGAAAAGCAGGGUAAUUUGCAACUGUUAGCACCAAGUGAACGCUGGGGCAUGUAGAAAGAGUUGUCUGUUUUCAAGAGUGGUUUCUAUCAACUGCAGUGACUUCAGAGAGCCUUCUUUAUCCUUGACAUCCUCCUUUCCAUCUUGACAGCCUGGAGCACAAUCUUUGGAAUGAGAUGGAUAUGGGUUGAAAUUUCAAGUAGCCAUGUUCUUGGGACCACCGCGGAGCUUCCGGACCUGAUGCGGGCGCCCUGUCUUGGACUGUCCCACCUAGCUCUGCUGCUCCGGGUGCUCCCGCGCCCAGACUGGUUUCCGGGGAUUGUGACUUGCAGGGUCCGCCAUGGAGCCAGAGCAGAUGCUGGAGGGGCAGACGCAGGUUGCAGAAAACCCUCACUCUGAGUACGGUCUCACAGACAAUGUGGAGAGGAUAGUAGACAAUGAGAAGAUUAAUGCAGAAAAGUCAUCAAAACAGAAAGUGGAUCUCCAGUCUUUGCCAACUCGUGCCUACCUGGAUCAGACAGUUGUGCCUAUUUUAUUACAGGGCCUUGCUGUGCUUGCAAAAGAAAGACCACCAAAUCCCAUUGAAUUUCUAGCAUCAUAUCUUUUAAAAAACAAGGCACAGUUUGAAGAUCGAAACUGACUUAAUUGGGAAGAACAGAAAAAUUUGGUUUCUACUGUAGAUUUACAUGAUUAAGAGGCAGCUUUAAUUGCCAUGAUUCCUCCCCCCCCCCCCCCUUUUUGGAAAUAUAAGAACCUUCAGGACAACAGAACUUAUUUCCGGAAUUGCAGAAGAAAACAUAUUUCCCUUAUUUUGAUUUAAUUACCAUACUUAUUUAAUGAGUGUAUUCUGUGCAAUUUUUUUCUCAGAUUGUCUUUAACUUUGUUUUUAAAAUAACCUUCAAAAUAAACCAUUAAAGCGUCA
Nyctereutes procyonoides (raccoon dog) is the source of this 1027-nucleotide messenger RNA. It is a transcript of the gene DPY30, whose product is annotated as dpy-30 histone methyltransferase complex regulatory subunit. The record is from RefSeq and is a predicted model, not a curated record. Gene Ontology annotation, cellular component: Set1C/COMPASS complex. The transcript is spliced from 7 exons. Lineage: Eukaryota; Metazoa; Chordata; Mammalia; Carnivora; Canidae. The coding region runs from base 446 to 745 and encodes 99 amino acids.